AUGCCGAAUGACGAGCGACCCAAAGCAGCCGACAAGGGCAAAGGAAAGGUGGACGAUGUCAGGGACCUGGAUGGAGAGAAGAAGGAUGGUAAAGAUGCCAAAUCUCUGACGAAUGGGAAGAAGGAGGAGGAAACAAAAGAAGAAGAGCUUAGUGAGGAAGACCAACAACUUAAAAAUGAACUUGAGAUGCUCGUUGAGAGGUUACACGAAUCCGAUAAGUCUCUCUACAAGCCUGCUUUGGAAGCUAUAAAAACCUUCAUCAAAACGUCUACAUCCUCUAUGACCGCUGUUCCGAAACCUCUUAAAUUCCUUAGACCACAUUAUGAUGAGCUUGCUGUGCUUUAUGAGCAAUGGUCCGCGGGUGAUGAUAAGGACUCCCUUGCGGAUAUGCUAUCGGUUCUGGGCAUGACCUACGGAGACGAAGAGAAGCUGGAGACCCUCAAAUAUCGCCUGCUAACCAAAUCGAACGAUCUGGGCUCGUGGGGUCACGAGUACAUCCGACACCUUGCGCUGGAGAUUGGGCAGGAAUACCAAAAUCGGUUGACGGAUGAUAAGGAUGUGCAAGAUUUGGUUGAUCUUUCUUUAUCACUGGUGCCAUACUUCCUAGCCCAUAAUGCCGAGGCAGACGCAGUGGAUCUCCUGAGUGAACUUGAGAUGAUCGAGGAAAUACCCAAGUUCCUUGACGAGAAUACGUACUCGAGAGUCUGUCUGUAUAUGGUCAGCAUGGUCAACCUUCUCACAUACCCUGAAGACCAUCAGUUCCUGCGGACGGCACAUGACAUCUACAUGACGUACAACAAGCUCACUCAAGCCAUUGUUAUUGCUAUUCGUCUCAACGAUAUCGAUCUUAUUAAGAACGAUUUCAAUUCAACUAACGAUCAGGCUAUCAGGAGACAAAUGGCAUUCCUUAUUGCGCGGCAACAGAUAUGGCUUGAUUUGACACCAGAGGAGGAAGAGGAAGGCGGCCAAGAGCUAACAGAGUGCCUUCACAAUAUUCAGCUACACAACCACUUCAAGGCCCUUGCAAAGGAACUCAAUAUUCUAGAUCCCAAGAUGCCGGAAGACAUCUACAAAACACAUCUGGAAAACAGUCGGGGGGCUGGGCUCACUAAUGUGGAUUCCGCAAGACAUAACCUGGCAAGCGCUUUCGUCAAUGCUUUCGCCAAUGCUGGAUUCUGCAACGAUAAACUCAUGUUAGUGGACGGUGAUAAGGGGCCCUGGGUUUGGAAAACGAAAGAUGACGGUAUGCUUUCCACGGCUGCGUCGUUGGGAAUGCUGCUGCAAUGGGACGUGGAGGAAGGUCUGGAUAAAAUUGAUAAAUUCACGCUGGCUGAAGAGGAGCAGAUCAAGGCAGGAGGAUUGCUUGGUAUUGGUAUCCUAAACUCUGGCGUUCGACUUGACGCAGACCCGGCAAUGGCUCUACUCAGUGAAUCUGUUGGACCAGAGGCCAAGAGUGUGACAGUCAGGGUGGCAGCAAUAAUGGGUCUGGGUCUAGCGUAUGCCGGCUCGUGCAAAGAGGAGCUCCUCGAACUCCUUCUGCCCAUCGUUGAAGAUGCCUCCCUUGAUAUGCAAAUAUCUGCCAUGGCAGCUGUAUCACUGGGAAUGAUUUUUGUCGGCUCUUCCAAUCAUCAAGUUAGUGAGGCUAUCGCGACUACCUUGAUGGAUGAGGAGAGGCAGAGGCAGUUGAAAGAUAAAUGGACACGAUUUAUGGCCCUUGGUCUUGCGCUGCUCUACUUUGGCCGGCAGGAAGAGGUCGAUGUUAUCCUGGAUAUUCUUAAGGCGAUCGACCAUCCCAUGGCGAAACCUACUUCUGUUCUUGCUUCGGUGUGCGCCUGGGCCGGUACCGGCACGGUUUUAAAGCUCCAAGAACUGCUCCACAUCUGUAACGACUACAUCGAAGACAAGGAAGAGAAGAAAGGUGAUGAGCUGGUGCAAUCUUAUGCUGUUAUUGGACUCUCUCUCAUCGCGAUGGGCGAAGAUAUUGGUCAAGAUAUGGUCCUGCGGCAAUUUGGACAUCUGAUGCACUACGGCGCCGCAAACAUCCGAAAAGCAGUCCCACUCGCCAUGGGCUUGAUUAGCCCAAGCAAUCCGCAAAUGAAGGUAUAUGACACCCUAUCCAGAUACAGCCACGACAAUGAUAACGACGUCGCCAUCAACUCCAUUUUCGCUAUGGGCCUUCUUGGCGCCGGAACCAAUAAUGCACGACUCGCACAGCUCCUCCGGCAACUAGCAAGCUACUACCACCGUGAUCAAAACUCACUCUUCAUGGUCCGCAUUGCCCAGGGUCUCCUCCAUAUGGGCAAAGGCAGUCUAUCCGUCAACCCCUUCCACACAGAUCGCCAGGUCCUUUCCCGCGUGGCCGCUGCCGGCCUGCUUACGGUCCUGGUCGCCAUGAUUGAUGCAAAGGAUUUCAUUCUCGCCGACGCGCACUAUCUCCUCUAUUUUUUUGUUACGGCCAUGUAUCCGCGAUUCCUAGUAACGCUCGAUGAAGAUCUGAAGCCGCUCACUGUGAACGUCCGCGUUGGGCAGGCUGUUGAUGUCGUGGGUCAGGCAGGAAAGCCAAAGACGAUUACUGGCUGGCAAACACAGAGCACGCCGGUGCUAUUGGCUUAUGGAGAGAGGGCGGAGUUGGAGGAUGAGGAAUACAUCAGUCUAAGUAGUACCCUGGAGGGGCUUGUUAUUUUGCGCAAGGUAAGCCGGAAAAUCCAUUAA
Molecule: messenger RNA, 2712 nt
Organism: Paracoccidioides brasiliensis Pb18
Product: 26S proteasome regulatory subunit rpn-1
Exons: 4
Coding region: 1-2712 (903 amino acids)
Biological process (GO): regulation of protein catabolic process; proteasome-mediated ubiquitin-dependent protein catabolic process
Cellular component (GO): proteasome complex; nucleus; proteasome storage granule
Molecular function (GO): enzyme regulator activity
Source: RefSeq, a predicted model, not a curated record